AUGUGGCCUCAAGGGGCCAUCUUCGUGAUCCUGCCCCUUCUGGGACCCACCCUUGUCUGGCUGCUCAUCCAUCACUCGAUGUCUGACUGGUGUGACAGCCUGAGAGAGCUGCCCUGGUGCCCACCGCACAGAGUCUUGUUGCUGGUGUGGACAACCAUCUACUCCAUCAAGGGCUAUGCCUCCCAUCUGGUGUGGAAGGGCCUGGGGUGGGGGGGGGGCUUUGGGCAGCCGCUGGCACUGCCCCUCGGUCUCUACGCUGUGCAGCUCACCAUCAGCUGGGCUGUCUUGAUUCUCCUGUCGGCAGCCCACACCCCCAGCCUGGCCCUGCUGCACCUGCCGCUGCUCUUCGGGCUGGUGAUGAGCACGGCUCUGAUCUGGCACCCCAUCAACAAGCUGGCCACCCUGCUGCUGCUGCCCUACCUGGCCUGGCUCACUGUGGGCGUUUCCAUCACCUAUCACUUGUGGAGGGACAGCCUUUGUCCCGAGGACGGGCCCCCAAGGGGAGAGGGGUGA
This is a messenger RNA of Capra hircus (goat), 513 nucleotides long. It is a transcript of the gene TSPO2, whose product is annotated as translocator protein 2. Gene Ontology annotation, cellular component: membrane; endoplasmic reticulum. Gene Ontology annotation, molecular function: cholesterol binding. Lineage: Eukaryota; Metazoa; Chordata; Mammalia; Artiodactyla; Bovidae. The record is from RefSeq and is a predicted model, not a curated record.